UUUUUGUAUUCGAUUCUUCCACCUCUCUCUCCUCUCUCUCUCUCUCUCUCUCUCUCUCUCUCUCUGCAGUCUGCACUCAACUUAUUUCACGCUUGCCGCCCGGCCUUCUUUCCUUCCGAUGCUUAUUCAACUACGAGCCAACAAAUUAACUAGCAGCAGCAGCAGCAUCGCAUUGCAAAUUUGCAAUUGCAGCAUCUAUAUCCGGGAGUACUGCUACUACUUAUUGUUCUGCCAUCUCCUUUAACUUUAACAAUAUCAUCAAUAUCAUCAUCAUUCUCCUCCUCCUCCUGCUGCUGCUGCUUAUCUUUAUUAAUUCAUCUCGCCGGUGCGCGCCUUACAUUCUUCAUUAACCAACUGUUUUUUCUUUUUUUUCUCAAGUUCAGAUAUAUCCAUCACCCCCUGGCGAUCGAGAGAGAAUGCUGGCUGCUCUUUUUCUAUUAUUGUUGCCGUCGUUUCUUCUCGUUCACUCUUUGGAGACGACGACGACAGCUUUCAACGACGAUGUGUUGGGCUUGAUCGUGUUCAAAGCCGGCCUAAGCGACCCGCACUCAAGACUCGCUUCUUGGAGCGAGGAAGACAACUCUGCCUGCGGUUGGGUGGGGGUGGUAUGCGACCCCGCUACCAAUCGCGUAUCCCACCUCCUUCUUGACGGUUUCUCUUUAUCCGGACACAUUGGAAGGAGCUUAGUCCGACUUCAGUUCCUCAGGGUCCUGCAAUUAUCUAGAAACAAUUUCUCGGGGGUUAUCACUCCUCCCCUUUUUCAGAUUCCAAGCCUGCAGAUGAUUGAUCUGAGCGAAAACAAUCUAUCAGGGCUGAUACCGGCGGAGCUUUUUCAGCGAUGUGCUCCGUUGAAGGCAAUUUCACUGGCCAACAACCUCCUCACCGGCCCGAUUCCACAGUCGUUGAGCUCCUGCGCAAAUUUGGAGAGCCUCAACUUCUCCUCGAACCGUCUUUCAGGUCGGCUGACCUCUGGAUUAUGGUCGCCUAUGACCUCCCUUCAGCUACUCGAUCUGUCCGAUAAUAUGCUAGCGGGUGAGAUUCCCCGAGAGAUUGAGAGUUUGUCCAGUCUGAGAGUGAUCAAUUUAAGUAGGAACAGUCUAUCAGGGUGGCUGCCGGAAGGCAUUGGGAAUUGCUUGCUACUAGAGUCUAUUAAUUUUGGUGAAAAUUAUCUUCUUGGCGGACUUCCUCCAUCCAUGAGGAAACUCGGAUCGUGCAGAUAUCUUGACGUGAGCGGGAAUCUAUUGACAGGAGCAUUUCCUGAUUGGAUUGGAGAAAUGAGGAGCCUGGAGCUGAUAGAUGUUUCAGAUAAUAAUCUUUCAGGCCGGAUACCAAGCAGUGUGGCCAAUCUCCAAUCCUUGAAACAAGUCAAUCUAUCAAACAAUCAAUUUGUGGGGAGCCUUCCGGACGCAUUUGGGGGUUGUGGGAACCUCAAGGUUCUGGACAUUGGCCACAACUGGUUUUCCGGUAAUGUGCCUUGGUGGAUUUUUAAGUUAUCCUUGGAGAGUCUCUCAGUUGCGGCCAACAGAUACAGCGGAAGCAUCAGUGUCCCCGCUUCACCCGUCCAAUCCCAUGCCACGCUCCGGCUCUUAGAUUUGUCAUCCAAUGCCUUAACCGGAGAUAUCCCACCAGCUAUUGGGAAUUUCCGUGUGCUGCAGGCCUUGAACCUAUCUCGGAAUUCUUUAGUUGGCUCCAUCCCCGCAGGCGUUGCUGGACUCAACACAACCUGCAUUCUUGAUAUGAGCCACAACCUGUUGAGUGGGAACAUUCCGGCUGAGAUAGGACGCGCACUUUCACUGAGGGAAUUGAGGUUGGAAAGCAAUCUCCUGGCUGGGGCCAUUCCACCGGCCAUCGGGAACUGCUCGGCUUUAACCUUCUUAUUUUUGGGUCGGAAUAACCUAACGGGUCCCCUCCCUGUUAAAAUCGCCAGCAUAGCCAACCUUGAGCAUGUAGAUUUGUCUUUCAACAACUUAUCCGGAAGGCUGCCAAAGGAACUGGGGAACCUUUCCCACCUUGCCACGUUUAAUGUCUCCUUCAAUCAUCUCCAAGGAGAACUUCCCGUUGGGGGGUUCUUCAACGCCAUCCCUCCAUCGUCGGUCAUCGGCAAUCCUUCCCUCUGUGGCUCCCUCGUCAACCACACCUGCCCUGCCGUCCACCCCAAGCCUCUGGUCCUCAACCCCAACUCCUCUGCUUCAAAUCAUGGCCCUCUUUCUCCAAACCUACGUCACAAGCGGAUAGUGCUCAGCAUAUCUUCCAUUGUUGCUAUUGCCGCGGCCAUGUCCAUAGCCCUUGGAGUGGUUGCAAUCUCUAUUCUUAAUAUGCAUGCCCGCUCUUCUACGGCUGCGCGCGCUGCUGCAUUCCCAGUAUUCUCGGGGGGCGGUGGUGAUGAUAAUUUCAGUCCCUCCUGCUCCCAUGACGCGGAAGCCAACUAUGGCAAGCUCGUCAUGUUCACUGGUGAAGCUGAAUUUGUGGCUGGGGCCCAGGGUCUGCUCAACAAGGAUUGUGAGCUGGGGCGUGGGGGUUUUGGGGUUGUUUACCGGACAGUGGUUCAGGGAGGCGGCCGGUCGGUUGUCAUCAAGAAGCUCCACAGUACAAGCUUGGUCAAGUGUGGGGAGGCUUUUGAGAAGGAAGUGAGGGCACUCGGGAGGAUCCGGCACCCGAACUUGGUGGUGCUGGAAGGGUAUUACUGGACGCCGUCGUUGCAAUUACUCAUCAACGAGUACAUCGCUGGGGGGAGUCUGUAUAAGCACCUCCACGAUAAGGAGUGUGGCGGCCUCACAUGGCAGGAGAGGUUUAAAAUUGUGGUUGGCACAGCUAAGGGGCUGGCGUGCCUACACGGGCAGAGUGUCAUUCACUACAACAUCAAGUCGAGCAACGUCCUGAUAGACGAGAGAAGUGGGGAGCCGAAGCUGGGGGAUUUCGGGCUGGCGCGGGGACUGGGAUUAGACGGAGACCGGUGCAUCCUGAGCAGCAAGGUUCAGAGUGCGCUUGGGUACAUGGCCCCCGAGUUGGCGUGCCAGACGGUGAAGAUCACGGAGAAAUGCGACGUGUACGGGUUCGGGGUGUUGAUCCUGGAAGUGGUGACGGGGAAAAGGCCCGUGGAGUACAUGGAGGAUGAUGUGGUGGUGGUGUGCGACACGGUGAGGGAGGCCUUGGAGGAAGGCAGGCUCGAGGGGUGCGUUGACGAGGAGCUGAAGGGGAUGUGUCCGAUGGAGGAGGCAGUGCCGAUGGUGAAGCUGGGACUGGUAUGCGCCUCGCAGGUGCCGUCAAGCCGCCCUGACAUGGAAGAGGUGGUGAGGAUUCUGGAGCUUAUUCGAUGUCCUCCUGCUCCAGCUGAGAGGCAGAGACAGGGUCGAGAAGAAGCAGCAGCAGCAGCAGCAGCAGUUCCCCGAAUGGAUGAAUGAGUAAUUAGCUGCAUGAGAGAGACUGUGGGUGUGUCCGUACAGACCAGUACAUGAUAUACCUACUCGCUGCAUGGAUGGAUUCUGGCUCGGAAGAAGUUUUAUCUUCAUUUUUCACUUGGAGCCCUGCCCCUUGCCUUGCCUUGCCUUGAGGAUCAUCAUUCAUAUAUAUAUAUAUAUGUAUAUAUAUUGAGGUGGGUUGGUUUAUAGUUGAAAUUAAUAGCUUAUGUAUGUAGCUUUGCAACCCCGGGAACUCAUACGUCAAUUGUCCGCUGAUUUGGGUUUACGUUUCAGUUUGCGAACGCUGAAUGAAUUUUGAAAGACAAGAAUCAAUCAAUAAACAAAUUAAUAUACUGUA
Molecule: messenger RNA, 3756 nt
Organism: Andrographis paniculata
Lineage: Eukaryota; Viridiplantae; Streptophyta; Magnoliopsida; Lamiales; Acanthaceae
Product: leucine-rich repeat receptor-like protein kinase PXC2
Exons: 2
Coding region: 417-3401 (994 amino acids)
Biological process (GO): protein phosphorylation
Molecular function (GO): ATP binding; protein kinase activity; receptor serine/threonine kinase binding
Source: RefSeq, a predicted model, not a curated record